Rosa rugosa (rugosa rose) is the source of this 591-nucleotide messenger RNA. RefSeq names its product sm-like protein LSM3B. NCBI's taxonomy places the organism in Eukaryota, Viridiplantae, Streptophyta, Magnoliopsida, Rosales, Rosaceae. The coding region runs from base 89 to 382 and encodes 97 amino acids. Gene Ontology annotation, biological process: mRNA splicing, via spliceosome; P-body assembly. The record is from RefSeq and is a predicted model, not a curated record. Gene Ontology annotation, cellular component: U4/U6 x U5 tri-snRNP complex; Lsm1-7-Pat1 complex; U6 snRNP. The transcript is spliced from 3 exons. Gene Ontology annotation, molecular function: RNA binding.
GUUAGGGUGUGGAGUCGAAUGUGAUAAACCCUAAAAUAAAGUCUGAGAAAGCAGAGAGCAUUGAGUGAAAGAAAGCAGCAAGGAAAAGAUGGCGAGUGAGGAAGAAAGCGCGGUGAAGGAGCCUUUGGAUCUGAUAAGGCUCAGCCUCGACGAGCGCAUUUACGUCAAGCUCCGCUCUGACCGUGAGCUCCGCGGUAAACUCCAUGCUUAUGAUCAACAUUUAAAUAUGAUUCUUGGUGACGUGGAAGAAAUUGUUACCUCUGUGGAAAUUGAUGAUGAAACUUAUGAAGAGAUUGUCCGGACUACAAAGAGGACAGUUCCAUAUCUGUUUGUCAGAGGAGACGGUGUCAUCCUUGUUUCACCCCCACUAAGGACAGCUUGAUUAUAAUUUGGAGGAGGACGACUGGAUUGGGUGACUUGUAUUUGGGAAAUGGAUUGUCGUUAUAUUUAACAAAAAUCUGUUCUAUGUAUUCUAAUUUUAGUUCUCUGAAUGAACAAGAUUCUUGAAUCCGUAGGGGUUCAACUGUACUUCUGAGGCAGCUGAAAGAAUGGGGUUUUGUUGAAUAUGAAUUUGGUAGAUUCUUGGUGUAA